AAAAAAAAGAAACAAACUGACUGUGACCAUCCAGCACAAAACGAACUAAGCAACUAAAGCAAAGCAAAUUACGAGUAAGCAACCAUGAUGACUGUAAAGGAAGCGUUGUUGGAAAAUGAUACCGUGACUACCACUGUGGAAGACGAAGUGGUGGAACACAACCACGACACGAUCGCUUUGGGCAUGUGGCCGCCACAAGGCAUCGAGUGGAUUGAGAUGGACCCACAGGGAUAUUUGAAUCUCCAGGCAUGUCCCAUGAGGGAUCCUCAAAGACUCAAACUCCAAUGUCACGCUGGAGGGUUCUGGAUGGCCAAACCCGAGCAUAUCCAAAAACUGGCCAUGUCGCUACGGUCAUUUGCGGGAAUGGUCGAUAUCAUUGUACAGGUCGAUCCUACCAUGGAUCCACAACGCUUCAUGGCCAUUUUUCUACCCACACUGGUACUUCCAUUUGUGACCAACAAUUCCGAAACGUUCACUGUGGAAUCCUUUCAACAACCCAAUGUCAUUCAUUUGGGACGUCAACACGAUGGGUCCAAACUCACCAUUGCCUUUAUGGAACACCCCGAUAUCAUUCCGAGCAGAAUUCGUCAGUGGGAUCCAUUGCUACAGACUAUCAUGGGAAUGCACACGUUGGGACAAGUAUCCUAUCUUUCCUUGCCAACCCGGACACUGUCCGUGCAAGGGCUGCUGUCCUCGUCCUCGACACUGCAAAAUCUCACCGUCACGGGGCCCGGGGGAAACCAAGUCACCGUGCCGGCAGAAUUCUGGAGGCAGCUAUCAUCACAUCCAAGCAAGAAAAGGCGCAAGUUGGAGGUUCCACCCAAGUCACCACUUUUACCGUUAGAGAACCUACAGGUCCUUUGUCUGGAGAAACAGCAACUGGAUCCCAUGGCGUGGUGGACCAUGUGCCAAUGGCUGGCGGCAAACCAAACCGUUCAAGAUUUGAGGCUCAAGUACUGCCGAGUGGUGGUGGUGGCUGCCCUCCCCUCAUCGCCGCCACCACAAGAAGAAGUAACACAUGAGGAUCCGUGGGAUCCACUGGUGGACGUGCUGGUCCGCAAUCGUUCCCUCCGAAAAUUGUUCUUGGAUGUAAAAUGGCAAACACCAGCAUCCAAUGGCAGCAGCAGUAGCAUUCAAAUUAAGAGAGGCGAUUCGUUUUCCACGGCGUGGAUUGCAAAAGUGGUGGGAGCCCUGUACCAGAACUUGUCACUCCAACAUUGGAAGAUCACAAACAAGCCGCUUCCGCAAUCGAUCCAGGACCGACUCAUGAUGAACUAUUGCGGUCUCAAUGCUUUGGCUUCGAAAGCUCCGAGAAUUGUAGAUACUGAUGCUUAUUGCGGUCCCAAAAUAAGCAGUGUGUCCCGACAAGAGUUGCUGACAGCAAUUUUGGCUGCCUUGGAUCCUCAGUUGGAACAGACAACCUUUGAACCACCCAGCUUUCACUUGCAAUAUACACCCCUCAACGGUCUCUUUGUGCUCUUCCAGGACAACCCCAAGCUGAUUGACUUUUUUGUUCCUACAAACUAA
Molecule: messenger RNA, 1527 nt
Organism: Seminavis robusta
Lineage: Eukaryota; Bacillariophyta; Bacillariophyceae; Naviculales; Naviculaceae
Source: the annotation of a GenBank genome assembly